AUGGCCUUCGACCCUUCAGGCGGCUAUGCUGCCGCCGCCAGCAACAUCCCAGACGCCUUUGACCCCUCGCUGCCCGUCUUCGAUGUACAACGAGUCCAGCUCCGUUUCGAUAUAUCCUCGGACUUUGUCGCUGCUCAGGUCGCCAACAAUGUCUUGAUUCUUGCCCUCUCUACUGGUCGUAUCCUCCGAUUCGAUUUGGACAGUCCCGAAGACAUUGACGAUAUUGAUCUUCCCAAGAAACCCUCCGAAAUUGGCCUUAUUCGACGUCUGUUCCUGGAUCCUUCAGCCUCCCAUCUUGUUAUCUCGACCACUCAAGGCGAAAACUACUAUUUGCAUACCCAAUCCCGAACUCCGAAGCCAUUGGCCCGUCUAAAGGGCGUACAGAUCGAGUCCAUUGCUUGGAACCCUUCACAACCAACUGCCUCGACCAGAGAGAUCCUGGUUGGCGCAUCCGAUGGCAACAUCUACGAAACAUAUAUUGAGCCUAGCGCAGAGUUCUACAGAAGAGAAGAAAAGUAUCUGAAGACCUUAUACAGUGUACAGGAUGGUCCCGUCGUUGGUAUAUCCGUCGACAUAUCCUCGGACGUACGUAGCGUCCUGGUAGCCACUUCUACGAGACUGCUGCUCUUUGUCGGGAAGGGAGGUCGCCAAGAUAGUGGUUCCAUCUACCCUAGGCUUCUCGAGCGGGAGACACCUGUGGUACACCAUCUGGAAGAUGCAACUUCAGGUCCAUCGACUUUGGUCACUAUCACGGAACCGGCAGAUGCCUCUCUAUCAGAGUCCGCGCAGGAAAAUGUCUUUGCUUGGCUCAACUCUAUGGGCGUGCUUCACGGGGACUUUGAUGCUUUGGUACAGACCGCAGAGACGAGUCCAUUUGCUGCAGCCAAAUUGCUACCAAAGUCGGUAAUACCUCCUUCUCAAACCUCUGGUGGUCGAAGCAAGCCUUCCUUGGAACCCAUAUCAUCGAUUUCCUUGACACAGUUCCACAUACUUCAUCUUGUUGAAGGUCGUGUGGUCGCAAUCAACAGACUUGAUGGCAGCUUGGUUUACGAUCAGCUUGUCUUAGAACCUGGAAAUGCACCACUCGGUCUCUACGCAGACCACAAGAAGAACACAUACUGGCUGUUCACUCAACGCGAGAUCUUCGAGGUCGUCGUCACAGAUGAGGCUAGAGACGUUUGGAGGAUAAUGCUCCGGAACGAGCAAUUCGAUGCAGCAUCGCGCUAUGCUAGAACUGCCGCGCAAAAGGAUGCUGUCGCUACCGCGUCUGGAGAUCACCUUGUUUCGCGACGCCGCUUCUCGGAAGCUGCGGCAGUAUAUGGCAGAAGCACGAAACCAUUCGAGGAGGUCGCACUUACUUUUAUUGACCAAGGAGAACAAGAUGCUUUGAGAAAGUACCUCUUGACAAAACUCUCCGUCCUCAAGAGAUCAUCAACUAUGCAGCGGAUCAUGGUUGCCAGUUGGCUGGUCGAGCUUUUCAUGGCCAAAUUGAAUCUUCUAGAUGACACCAUCUCGGCGAAAGCGGAAAUCUCUGAGGCAGCUCCGAUCGCCAAUGUGCAAGAAGAUCUUCCUUCAAUGCGCCGCGAGUUUCAAGAGUUCGUUACGAAGUACAAAACGGAUCUGGACAGAAAGACCACCUACGAGCUGAUCAGUAGCCAUGGACGAGAAGAAGAAUUGCUCUAUUUCGCCAACGUUAUUGACGAUUACAACUAUGUUCUGUCAUACUGGGUGCAAAGAGAACGAUGGCAAGAAGCCAUGUCAGUUCUCAAGAAGCAGACAGCUCCCGAGAUAUUCUAUCAGUAUAGCAGUGUUCUCAUGACGCACGUCGCUGUUGAGCUUGUAGAAGUCAUGAUGCGGCAAAACAACUUGGAGGCCAACAAACUCAUUCCCGCUCUGCUCAACUACAACAAGACGGCAGAUGUUUCAUUGAAUCAGAACCAAGCUGUUCGCUACCUCCAGUUCUGUAUCAACCAGCGCCAUUCAACAGAAACCGCAGUCCACAACACCUUGGUAUCGAUCUAUGCUGCACAUGCUACCCAAGACGAAACUGCGCUUUUCCAGUACCUCCAGACGCAGAGUGCCUCGCAUGAGCAAAACUACGACGCAGACUUUGCGCUUCGCCUUUGUAUUGCUCAUGAACGUGUCCAAUCAUGUGUACACAUCUACUGCACAAUGAAUCAGUAUGCUCAAGCUGUGGACAUGGCACUCAAGCACGAUGAGAUGGAUCUUGCUGCAAACGUGGCUGAUCGACCCGGCAACGACCCUGCUCUGCGCAAGAAGUUGUGGUUGAAGGUUGCGAAAAAGGUCAUCGGUCAAAGCAAAGGUAUCAAAGCUGCCAUGGAGUUCCUGAAACGCUGCGAGCUACUACGUAUCGAGGACUUGAUUCCCUUCUUCCCAGACUUUGUGGUCAUUGAUGACUUCAAGGAAGAGAUUUGCGCCGCUCUCGAGGAAUACUCACGACAGAUCGAAGGCUUGAAGCGAGAGAUGGAUGAAAGCGCAAAUACUGCGCAGCACAUCAAGCAGGACAUCAAAUCUCUCGACCAGAGAUACGCAAUCGUUGAACCUGGCGAAAAAUGUUGGAGUUGCAGACUUCCUCUGCUGAUGCGCCAGUUCUUUGUGUUCCCUUGCCAGCACUCUUUCCAUGCUGACUGCCUUGGCAAGAUGGUACUCCAGAGUGUCGGAAUGGGCAAAGGCAAACGCAUCAAGGAGCUGCAGACCGAAGUUGGGCGAGCUGUUGUCACGGGCAAGAAACGAGAACGCAUGGUCAAGGAAUUGGAUGCGCUGGUCGCCGGUGCUUGUGAAAUGGCUGUCAAGCGCAUUGAUGAGCCGUUUGUGACCGCCAACGACAACAAGAACGAAUGGUCCAUCUAA
Messenger RNA from Aureobasidium namibiae CBS 147.97, 2871 nucleotides. RefSeq lists its product as uncharacterized. Gene Ontology annotation, biological process: organelle fusion; vesicle-mediated transport; endosome organization. Gene Ontology annotation, cellular component: HOPS complex; endosome. The transcript has 3 exons. Lineage: Eukaryota; Fungi; Ascomycota; Dothideomycetes; Dothideales; Saccotheciaceae. Gene Ontology annotation, molecular function: protein-macromolecule adaptor activity. The record is from RefSeq and is a predicted model, not a curated record. The coding region runs from base 1 to 2871 and encodes 956 amino acids.